This is a messenger RNA of Fulvia fulva, 1785 nucleotides long. RefSeq names its product O-acetyl-L-homoserine sulfhydrylase. The transcript has a single exon. Gene Ontology annotation, molecular function: pyridoxal phosphate binding; transferase activity, transferring alkyl or aryl (other than methyl) groups. The coding region runs from base 1 to 1785 and encodes 594 amino acids. NCBI's taxonomy places the organism in Eukaryota, Fungi, Ascomycota, Dothideomycetes, Mycosphaerellales, Mycosphaerellaceae. The record is from RefSeq and is a predicted model, not a curated record. Gene Ontology annotation, biological process: transsulfuration.
AUGGAGGCAAUUCCAUAUUCCGACGCCAAAUUGCGUCGUAUCCUGUCGACGGUGCGCACCAUCGCCAUCGUCGGUGCCUCCAGCAAUUGGAACCGCCCUAGCUACUUCGUUAUGAAGUAUCUGCAGCGUAAAGGCUACCGUGUCAUUCCUGUCAACCCCGGAAAUGCAGGAAAGAAGUUGCUCGGUGAGCAAGUGUACGCCAACUUGCGCGAAGUUCCAGACAAGGUCGAUAUGGUUAACGUAUUUCGGGCAUCGCACACCGUUGGUCCCAUCAUGGAGGAUGCUAUUGCCGUCGGCAUCAAAGUGGUAUGGAUGCAGCUUGGUGUCCGCAAUGAUGAAGCCGCUGCGAAAGGCGAGGCCGCAGGCAUCGAAGUAAUCAUGAACCGCUGCCCGAAAAUCGAAUUCGGCCGUCUGGGUGGCGAACUGUCCUGGGGCGGCGUCAACACCGGCAUCAUUCGUAACAAACCCGCGCAGGCGCCGACCAACAACCGGCUGCGUGAUCUACCAGCCGUCAAUAUUGAACAUGGCUUCGAAACACGCGCGAUCCACGCUGGCGCGGCGCCAGACCCGACCACUGGUGCUCGUGGCACCCCGAUCUUCCAGACCACCGCCUACGUCUUUGAUGAUGUCGAACACGCCGCGUCGCUGUUUAAUCUGCACAACUUUGGCUUCAUCUACAGCCGGCUGACCAACCCGACAGUGUCGGUCCUCGAAGAGCGCGUGGCCAGUCUGGAAGGAGGACGCGCCGCCGUGGCCGCCGCAUCGGGCCAUGCUGCACAGUUCCUGAUCUUUGCCACCUUGAUGGAGCCCGGCGAUGAGUUUGUCGCCUCGAACAAGCUCUACGGCGGCUCUCUCACCCAAUUCGGCCUUACGUUCAAGAAGCUGGGUUGGCACUGCCAUUUUGUGGACCCCACCGAUCCGGAAAACUUCCGGCGUGCCCUCACUCCCAAAUGCAAAGCUGUCUUCAUUGAGAGUCUUGCCAAUCCUGGUGGCAUAAUUGCUGAUAUCUCUGCCAUCGCUGAAGUUGCCCAUUCGGCUGGGCUACCAUUGAUCGUCGACAACACGCUCGCUACACCCUACCUGUGCCGGCCUAUUGGAUGGGGGGCCGAUAUCGUCGUGCAUUCCACCACCAAAUUUCUCGGUGGCCAUGGCAACGCGAUGGGCGGUAUUGUUGUCGAGUCGGGCAAGUUUGAUUGGACUCAAGGGGGCAAGUUUCCAUCUAUGACAGAGCCUGAACCUGCGUAUCACGGCCUACGCUUCUACGAAAACUUUGGUGAUUUUGCCUUCACCACGAAGGCCCGCGCAGUUGCACUACGAGAUUAUGGUCCAGCAAUGGCGCCAAUGAAUGCCUUCUUGACCAUCACAGGCAUUGAAACGCUGCAUCUGCGCAUGGAGCGGCACUGUCACAACGCACGCGCUGUUGCCGACUACCUAGCACAUGAUUCUCGAGUCGCGUGGGUGUCCUACGCCGGUCUGGACACAAGCCCUUUCCGGGCGUUAGCCAAGAAAUACCUCCCCAAGGGCUCAGGAGCCGUCUUCACAUUUGGCGUCAAGGGUGGCUAUGAGACUGGCUGUAAAAUAGUCGAGAGCGUCAGUCUGUUCUCUCAUCUUGCCAAUGUCGGAGAUACCCGCAGCUUGAUCUUGCAUCCUGCUUCGACUACUCACCGACAACUCAGCGAUGAGCAGCGCGAAGCCGCAGGCGCCGGGGCCGAUGUGAUACGUUUGUCGAUUGGCUUGGAAACAGCUGCUGACUUGAUUGCGGAUUUGGACAGAGCGCUGGGAUAA